AUGAACCAAACUGUUGAUUCGAGCCCCGAUGCGCCAGCUGUUUUCACUUCGCCGAGCAACAUCAAUGAUCCGAUUCAUGUGCCCUCGUCGAUGUCUCAGUUGCCAUCUGGCCCGGCCAGCUUUGGAUCCAGUACGAAUGUCCUGGAAGGCACCCAGAGCAACCAUACUGUUUUCUCGGGUGUCCAUGAUUUGCCACUGGUCGCCCUGGACAUGAGCGCUGACUUUCCUUGGACGCUCGAAUACACCGAUUUCUUCUCUGAGAGUCAUCUGGCUGCCCAUCAUCCACCGGUAGCUCAGUUGGGAUACUCACUAUCUCCAUUCGCCUCUAGUGCGGAAAUCAGUCUAAACAGUGGUCCUGAUAAAUUACCUUCUCAGGGUCCUGUUCCAACGCGAGAGUUUCGGAGCGAGGGCGAAAGAUUCUCUCCAACUAUUCAAAUCCAAGAGCUGCGUCAGUCAGAAUCUCCAACUCCCUUCCAGUUACUCGCAAUGCAAGCUACAGAUGACGAUAUUGCCAUGGCGGAGAAUUUUUGUCAUGUGAAUGUGCCAUUGAACAAUGUCUAUAAAUCCGUUUUUGCCUUCUACGAGCAGCAGCAUGAUGUUCGCUUUCAGGAAGUUCCAUUCCCCCAUCUUUCUGUUUUCAACUCAUUCAUCCAGCUCUAUUAUGAGCAUUUUGAUGACCAAUUACCAUUCAUUCAUCCAUCGUUGUUGGAACAAGCAAAUACACCGUGGAUCCUCACUUUGGCUGUGGCAUCUGUUGGAUGCCAAUAUACCAACGUCGCCAAACGGGAUGCAUAUGUACCCAUGCUUACAGACCUUCUCAGGUUAUCUCUUCCCCUCGAUGUAAGUGGUGAUCGAUUAUUUUGCCAUUGUGUGUAUCUGACUGACUUAUCUGCAGGCCCUGAAAUCUCGGAGCUAUGA
This is a messenger RNA of Penicillium atrosanguineum, 918 nucleotides long. RefSeq lists its product as uncharacterized. The coding region runs from base 1 to 918 and encodes 305 amino acids. Lineage: Eukaryota; Fungi; Ascomycota; Eurotiomycetes; Eurotiales; Aspergillaceae. The transcript has a single exon. The record is from RefSeq and is a predicted model, not a curated record.